Messenger RNA from Caenorhabditis remanei, 1098 nucleotides. RefSeq lists its product as uncharacterized. Gene Ontology annotation, molecular function: 8-oxo-GDP phosphatase activity; magnesium ion binding; 8-oxo-dGDP phosphatase activity. The transcript has 9 exons. Lineage: Eukaryota; Metazoa; Nematoda; Chromadorea; Rhabditida; Rhabditidae. The record is from RefSeq and is a predicted model, not a curated record. Bases 1 to 1098 code for a protein of 365 amino acids.
AUGCCACUUGGAAAGUUGGACCUAGUCGAGGAGGAAUACAUCGCUGAAAGUGGAGAUCACACUCCAGAAGCAUCCAGACCAGUAGAUAAUGGGGAUGCAGUAGUUGAAAACACAAACGGUCAUUCGAACGGAGAAUUGAGAGUUCGAAAGAAUGAACCAAGAGUUCCGGAUAUGCAGUUGGGAAAAUGUCGAUACGUGAGGUUACAUGACAAUGUGAACUACGUAGCCGCAGCAAUUAUCCUGAGAAAUCAAGGAGACGAUACCGAGGUACUAUUGAUUCAAGAAGCCAAAAAGAGUUGUCGUGGCAAAUGGUAUAUGCCGGCAGGACGGGUGGAAGCCGGUGAAACGAUAGAAGAAUCUGUAGUGAGAGAAGUGAAAGAAGAGACUGGAUACAACUGUUGUGUCAUUGAAUUACUGUCACUUCAAGUACAGGGAUCAGGAUGGUAUCGAUACGCAUUCUUUUGUGAGAUCACUGGAGGUGAUCUGAAAACCCAACCGGAUCAAGAAUCUCUAGCAGCCGAAUGGUAUAAUAUUAAAGAUGUGAAAGCGAACAAAGUUCAGUUGAGAGGUCGAGACUUCAUUCGACUCAUCGAUGAAGCCGUCACUUAUCGAAGUCACGGACCAGUUGAGUCAAUUCCUCGCGUUUUACCGAUCAGCCAGAAUGUCGCCGGACUGUUUUUGGAAUUCAUGAUUGUCAAACACUCUAGAGAUGGGCUUCGAACGGAAGUACUGGUUCACAAAUCUAUCAAAGAUGAGACGUAUCUACUAGAAGAGGAACAACCAUUUCCAACAGUUGAAUUUGGAUUCGAGUACUUUUUUGCGAUGGUUGUCUCGAAAUGUUAUAGGCAUCUCCUGGAAGAAGGUGCCAAUGUUGUAUUCACUCCAUCACACGUGACAAGGAUAAAAUGUCAUCCGAAACCAAUGGAAAGUUUGGCUCACGGAGUCUCAGUUCGAGUGUACUGUCAACACAAACAAUCAGCCACAAAAGCGGUAAUCAGGAGUCCAAGAUAUCACUGGAUUACUGUAAACUCACUGGAAACUCGCCAACGAUUUCACAUGGAACAGAAACAAUUUCGGCCGUCACUGCAUAUGCUUUAA